Molecule: messenger RNA, 918 nt
Organism: Chaetomium strumarium
Lineage: Eukaryota; Fungi; Ascomycota; Sordariomycetes; Sordariales; Chaetomiaceae
Exons: 2
Coding region: 202-792 (196 amino acids)
Source: RefSeq, a predicted model, not a curated record
GUCUGCCAAACACAGGACGGCACAUGAGCCGUUAUUAUUAGUGAACUUCGGGUUGCAUUGGAAAGAUGGGAAUCAAUAGGGUGAUUUUAUAAGAACCCUGGUCUUCUCACCUCAAGAGAGCUGCGCUUGAUGCCAAUCCACUGCUUUUCAGACUUCAGACACAGCCGCUUUCGUUCCUUUAGCUCCUAGUACUUGGCGAUCAUGCGUUCUUUCACCACCACCCUCGCCGCAGCUGCCACUCUGGCAAGCUUGGUUGUCGCGCAGAACAACAGCGUCAACAUGUUCAUUGAAGAUGGGAUCAAUGGCCAGGGUCUCUACGCCGCUUCCAUUAUAAGCGCCUGCAAGGACCAGACCGUCUAUGCCCUCCGAUGCACAAGUGCCAGAGAUGACGAUAUCAAGCCUACCAUAUGUGGCCCCGAUGUAUCGGCUCUCACCGUCACGGCAGGCCCCUCCGUAUACAUGGUCAGCUACGUCACAGAGACUAGCGCGGGAGGCCAUGAGGCGGCAGUGAGUGUCUUCGAAUCCUGCAGCCUCCAAGGGACAACCGCAGCCAGCUGCUUCGCUACUGGUGCCAUCGAGAUCGAUGAUCGAGCGACUGCCACCUCGUUCAGCACGGUCCUUUCCGGCGCCGACUACCAUCGCUACCAGGUGGCUAUCACCGGCGGCGCGGAGAAGACCGCCAGCGCCACCGGUGAAUGCAAGCCCAACGCCGGUGCCGGAACCCACCCGAAUGUGGUUCGGGCCGUGGGUGCCUCUCUUGCGAUUGGCCUUUUGGGGGUUCUUGCUUUGUGAAAACAGAGAAAAGUUUGGAAACUUUCUAGAUGCAAUGUAUUACUUUUCUAGGGUUUGUUUGUUGGAAAUACCGCCUCAAAGCAUUGUCUUAGAUACCCAGGCAGGAGGUGAGGCAUUGCCGGCGGC